Molecule: messenger RNA, 1185 nt
Organism: Micromonas commoda
Lineage: Eukaryota; Viridiplantae; Chlorophyta; Mamiellophyceae; Mamiellales; Mamiellaceae
Exons: 1
Coding region: 1-1185 (394 amino acids)
Biological process (GO): tRNA methylation
Cellular component (GO): tRNA (m1A) methyltransferase complex; nucleus
Source: RefSeq, a predicted model, not a curated record
AUGGCGACCCGCAUCGGCCACCUGCUGCAUCGCGCCCCGGGCGCGUCGACUCCGGUCCCUGACGACGACGACGACGGCGCCAAUCCGCGCGGGGCGACCGACGCGGACGCGGCCCCGUCCACGCCUCCCCACGGCGCCGGCCGCACCGUCCAACUCGGCGACCUCGUAGUUGUGUACGAGGGAUUCAACCGGCAGAAGGCCGUCACCGUCACCGAGAAGGGAUGCUACCAGAACAGGUACGGCAACUUCCACCACAGGGAGUGGGUGGGUAAGCCGUACGGGAGUAAAGUGUACGGCAAGGGCGACGCCGGGUUCGUCUGGCUGCUCGCGCCCACCCCCGAGCUGUGGACCAAGGUGCUGCCCCAUCGCACGCAGAUCCUCUACCUCCCCGACAUCUCGUUAGUGUGCCACGCGUUGGAGCUCAAACCCGGGUCGGUGGUCCUCGAAUCCGGCACCGGGUCCGGUUCUCUGACGCACUCGCUCAUCCGAGCGGUCGCCCCGACCGGUCACGUGUACACCUUCGAGUUCAACCGCGUCCGCGCGGAGGCGGCGAGCGCGGAGAUCGUGGACCACGGCCUCGCCGACUUUUGCACGGUGACGCACCGAGACAUCGAGGCGAAUGGAUUCCCUGGCGAGCUGGAGGAUCGAUGCGACGCCGCGUUCCUCGACCUCCCGGGGCCGUGGAAGUGCAUCCCUUCCGUCGCCAAGUGCCUGCGCCCCGACGGCGUCGUGUGCUCCUUCUCGCCGUGCAUCGAGCAGGUCCAGCGGUGCUGCGAGGCGCUGGAAGCCAACGGGUUCGGCGACUGCCAAACCGUCGAGCUCCUCGGGAGGGAGUACGACGUCGAGGCGAGGGAGUUGCAGAGGGACCUCGCGCUGGCGCAGCCCAAGCUGUCGUCGAGGUGGAAGCGCGAGGCGAAGGAAAAGGCGCGGCGAAAGCGCAAGCACGUGGACGGCGGUGACGGGGAUGGCGACGGGGACGGGGGCGGCGAUGUGCAACUCGAGCCCAAACCGGUUGUGGUGGCGCACCCGAGGCAGGAGGCGCAGCACCACACGGGGUACCUGACGUUCGCCAGGUUGUCGCCGCUCGUGACGGGGGAGAUGAUCGACGCGGCGAGAGCGGCGGGGGGCGGUGGGACGAGGCGGCGGGGGGGCGGGGGAUACGACGAGGACGAGCUGUCGGAGUGA